Messenger RNA from Salvelinus namaycush (lake trout), 762 nucleotides. RefSeq lists its product as uncharacterized. The record is from RefSeq and is a predicted model, not a curated record. Lineage: Eukaryota; Metazoa; Chordata; Actinopteri; Salmoniformes; Salmonidae. Bases 1 to 762 code for a protein of 253 amino acids. The transcript is spliced from 4 exons.
AUGACACUGACCUGUAGAACCACCAGCUGUCCUCUGACUGGUAACCCCACCUACACCUGGUACAAGAACGGACAGAUAGUAACUGUGAAGACUUCCACCUAUUCAGUCCUCCCUAAUGCUAAGGACAGCUACUCUUGUGCUGUAAAGGGUCAUGAGGAUCUCCACUCUCCUGCAGUGUGUGUUCAGUAUCAGUACUGCAACAGAAUGACUUACACAAAUAGGAGAAUGUGUGUCUUGAAGGGGUCAACAGUGGACAUGUCCUGUACUUAUGACAGUGGUUAUAAUAGAGUCAAAUCAUCACUUUGGUUUAGUCCUAAACGGAGUGCUAGUUGGACUAAUAAGUUGACACCUGAGGACCUAACCAGAGACCCAGGGUAUGCAGGUCGUGUGAAGUACCCUGACAAAGAGAGAUGGAGAUAUAAAGAUCCCUGCAUCCUGAGAAUCACAGAUCUGAGAGAGGAGGACUCAGCUGAGUAUCGCUUCACUUUUAAAACAGACAACUUUGAAUGGGGUCAUAGUUUCCCAGGAACAACUCUGUCUGUCACAGGUCUGCAGGUGAAGGUGACUCCUGCUGCAGAGGGACAGAGAACACUGACCUGUAGCACCACCUGUAUUCUGACUGACAACCCCACCUACAUCUGGUACAAGAACGGACAGGUUGUAACUGAGAAUACGUCCCUCUAUUCAGUCCUCCCUAAUGCUGUAGACAGCUACUUCUGUGCUGUAAAAGGCCAUGAGGGACUCAGCUCUCCUGCAUGUUAG